Cotesia congregata is the source of this 222-nucleotide messenger RNA. NCBI's taxonomy places the organism in Eukaryota, Metazoa, Arthropoda, Insecta, Hymenoptera, Braconidae. The record is from the annotation of a GenBank genome assembly.
AUGAUUGACAGACAGGUUGAAACCUGGUGUGUGCAAACUAUGACUGUCCAAGAAUUGAAGCCUCGGGGGGGCUCAGAGGGCCCUAAUAAUGGAUCCGGAGACAUUCUUUCACCCCCAGAGGUCCUGGAGAACGAUAAGGACUCUUUUCGGGACGCCUAUCCUCCUCAGGACAGUGAAAAUCUUUUGGGAAGGGUCCUCGCUGGUAAGAAUAACACUAAUUAA